AUGAGUUCGGGAUGCAGCUUUUCACCAAUUCAAAAGCGACACAUAUUGAAAAAUGACACCAAACAAAAUACAACAGAUAGAAAGCAAACGCUAAGAAUGAAUAGCGAUGAGAAUGAAGACAGAGAAAAACGAAUAAAUAGUAGAAAAGAAGAAAAGAAGAAAAGAAGAAGAAAAGAAGAAAAGAAGAAAAGAAGAAGAAAAGAAGAAAAGAAGAGAAAGAAGACGAAGAAAAGGAAGAAGACGAAAAAGAGGAAGAAGACGAAGACGAAAAAGAGGAAGAAGGCGAAGAAAAGAAGAAAAGAAGAAGAAAAGAAGAAAAGAAGAAGAAAAGAAGAGGAAGAAGAGGAAGAAGAGGAAGAAGAGGAAGAGUCAUGGUUAAGAAUUGUAAGAAUGAGUGCGGGAUGCAGCUUUUCACCAAUUCAAAAGCGACACAUAUUGAAAAAUGACACCAAACAAAAUACAACAGAUAGAAAGCAAACGCUAAGAAUGAAUAGCGAUGAGAAUGAAGACAGAGAAAAACGAAUAAAUAGUAAAAGAAGAGAAAGAAGACGAAGAAAAGGAAGAAGACGAAAAAGAGGAAGAAGACGAAGAAGAAAAGAGGAAGAAGACGAAGACGAAAAAGAGGAAGAAGACGAAGACGAAAAAGAGGAAGAAGACGAAGACGAAAAAGAGGAAGAAGACGAAGACGAAAAAGAGGAAGAAGACGAAGACGAAAAAGAGGAA
This is a messenger RNA of Condylostylus longicornis, 723 nucleotides long. RefSeq lists its product as uncharacterized. NCBI's taxonomy places the organism in Eukaryota, Metazoa, Arthropoda, Insecta, Diptera, Dolichopodidae. The transcript is spliced from 4 exons. The record is from RefSeq and is a predicted model, not a curated record. The annotation marks the transcript as partial.